Messenger RNA from Priapulus caudatus, 936 nucleotides. RefSeq names its product cell cycle control protein 50A-like. NCBI's taxonomy places the organism in Eukaryota, Metazoa, Priapulida, Priapulimorpha, Priapulimorphida, Priapulidae. The record is from RefSeq and is a predicted model, not a curated record. Gene Ontology annotation, cellular component: endoplasmic reticulum; Golgi apparatus; plasma membrane. The transcript is spliced from 8 exons. The annotation marks the transcript as partial.
AUGUAUUACAACAACAUACGAUUCUUAUCUGCAGAUACUGAAGCAAGAAAGCCGUCGGAUUCAAACUUCAAGCAGCAGCGUCUGCCGGCAUGGCAACCGAUCCUGACGGCUGGAACCGUGCUACCGAUGUUCUUUGUCAUCGGCAUUCUCUUCAUCCCCAUAGGCAUCGGCCUUCUCGUCACAUCGAACAACGUUGUGGAGCACAUUGAAGAUUACACGGACUGUAACUCUGAAUCGGGGAACAGGACUUGCGCAGACAUCAUCGGACCGGACAUGGUCAGCAGCAACGGAUCUACAUGCAUCUGUAGGAUCCGGUUCAAAUUGGCAAUAGAGAUGCCUGCGCCCGUCUACAUCUACUACGGCCUGACGAACUUCUACCAGAACCACCGGCGCUACGUGAAGUCACGCGACGACAACCAGCUGCUGGGCAAGGACGUGACGAAGGUGAGCAAGGACUGCGCGCCGUUCGACACGACCGAGCCGGACGGCCAGGGCACACCGUACGCUCCCUGCGGCGCAAUCGCUAACAGCAUGUUCAGCGAUUCGUUCGAUUUGUUUUUCGAGAACGAGGAGAAUCACACCAACGUGAAGGUCGACAACACCGGCAUCGCGUGGCCCACCGACAAGAAUGCAAAGUUUGACAACCCCGAACCGAAGAACGACCUUCCGACAGCGUUCAUGGGCACGGUGAAGCCGCUCUACUGGAGCCAACCCGUCUACGAGCUGGACGCUAAGAACCCGGCCAACAACGGCUACAAGAACGAGGACCUGAUCGUGUGGAUGCGCACGGCUGCGCUGCCUAACUUCCGCAAGCUGCACCGGCGCGUCAAGCACACGGACUCGCCCUUCCAGAAGGGCCUGCCCUCCGGAGACUACACCGUGCGCAUACAAUACUCGUACCCGGUGAAGUCCUUCCAGGGCACGAAGACGUUCAUC